AUGUCUCACAUAGACAACCGCUCAAUUCAAAACAUGUCUCACAUAGGCAACCACUCGACUCAAAACUUGUCUCACAUAGGCAACCACUCAACUCAAAACUUGUCUCACAUAGGCAACCACUCGACUCAAAACUUGUCUCACAUAGACAACCGCUCAAUUCAAAACAUGUCUCACAUAGACAACCGCUCAAUUCAAAACUUGUCUCACAUAGACAACCGCUCAAUUCAAAACAUGUCUCACAUAGACAACCGCUCAAUUCAAAACAUGUCUCACAUAGGCAACCACUCGACUCAAAACUUGUCUCACAUAGGCAACCACUCAACUCAAAACUUGUCUCACAUAGGCGACCACUCAACUCAAAACUUGUCUCACAUAGACAACCGCUCAAUUCAAAACAUGUCUCACAUAGACAACCACUCAACUCAAAACUUGUCUCACAUAGACAACCGCUCAACUCAAAACUUGUCUCACAUAGGCAACAACUCAACUCAAAACUUGUCACACAUAGGCCACCGCUCAAUUCAAAACAUGUCUCACAUAGACAACCACUCAACCCAAAACAUUUCUCACAUAGGCAACCACUCAACUCAAAACUUGUCUCACAUAGGCAACCACUCAACUCAAAACUUGUCUCACAUAGGCAACCACUCAACUCAAAACUUGUCACACAUAGGCAACCACUCAACUCAAAACUUGUCACACAUAGGCAACCACUCAACUCAAAACUUGUCACACAUAGGCCACCGCUCGACUCAAAACUUGUCUCACAUAGACAACCGCUCAACUCAAAACUUGUCUCACAUAGACAACCGCUCAACUCAAAACUUGUCUCACAUAGGCAACCACUCAACUCAAAACUUGUCUCACAUAGGCCACCGCUCGACUCAAAACUUGUCACACAUAUGCCACCACUCAACUCAAAACUUGUCUCACAUAGACAACCGCUCAACUCAAAACUUGUUUUAA
Pecten maximus is the source of this 966-nucleotide messenger RNA. RefSeq lists its product as uncharacterized. The record is from RefSeq and is a predicted model, not a curated record. The coding region runs from base 1 to 966 and encodes 321 amino acids. NCBI's taxonomy places the organism in Eukaryota, Metazoa, Mollusca, Bivalvia, Pectinida, Pectinidae. The transcript has a single exon.